Molecule: messenger RNA, 2685 nt
Organism: Notechis scutatus (mainland tiger snake)
Lineage: Eukaryota; Metazoa; Chordata; Lepidosauria; Squamata; Elapidae
Gene: LRRC40
Product: leucine rich repeat containing 40
Cellular component (GO): cytoplasm
Molecular function (GO): protein binding
Source: RefSeq, a predicted model, not a curated record
UUCCACCAUUAUUCCUUGUCUGGCCUUCAAGUGCUUUGGAAAAUAUCGUCAAUCUCAAGGAUACGCCCAUUUGGAAAAGAGGAAAAGUGGAUCCUAGUUUUAUCCCUCAGAUUAGAAAGAGUCCACGUUUCCUUAACAGUCACUCUAACUGGGAACCUUCCCCUUGCGUUUUCCAACGUUUACAGCAAAAGUCACCGGUCGCUGAGAGUUUUACUUCACAAGACCGCCUCCCAAACGCGGCGACAGUGAGAGCAGGCUGGUCCGCCUUCUUUGCGCGGAAAGGCCGGCCAGCCGUUUCCCGCCGCCUCGCUGGAAUUCAGGCGGGAGAAGAGUCGAGGCGCCCGCGAUGUCUGGAGCGCGGAGACGGGGCGCGGGGCACUCCCUGGCGGGCUUCAGGCGGGGAGCAGGGCAGGGUGAAGCCAACGCGGCCGCUAUUCCCCAGGGCUUGCUUCGGGCGGCUAGAAAGAGCGGCCAGUUAAAUCUGUCCGGCCGGGAGUUGACCGAAGUACCGCAACAUAUAUGGCGAAUAAAUUUGGAUACUCCAGAAGAGGCCCACCAAAACCUCUCUUUUACUGGUGCUGAUCGCUGGUGGGAGCAAACUGACCUCAACAAACUGAUUUUAUCUUCUAACAAACUGCAGUGUCUUUCUGAUGAUAUCAAACUUUUACCUGCCCUCACUGUGCUUGAUGUGAACCAAUUGUAUAGUAAUGCAGCCCUUCACAAUUCCUAUUUUAUCAAUAGUCAUAAUAAACUGCAAAAGAUACCAGAAGAGCUUACUCAGCUAAAACACUUGAGGAGCCUGCUUCUGCAGCACAACCAAUUGUAUCACUUGCCUGAUGAAUUCGGACAACUUGUCAGUUUGGAAGAGUUGGAUAUCUCUAAUAAUCAUAUCUCUGGUAUCCCUACGAGUUUUGCUUUCCUUAUAAACUUGGUGCGUCUCAAUUUAGGUUCUAAUCAAUUAAGGAAUCUACCAACAGAAAUCAGUGCAAUGAAAAAUUUAAGACAGCUGGAUUGCACUAAGAAUUUCCUGGAAAAUAUACCUCCUGAACUGGGCAGUAUGGUUUCAUUAGAACAACUCUAUCUCAGGAGAAAUAAGUUGUGCUACUUGCCAGAUUUUCAUUCAUGUACAUAUUUAAAGGAAUUGCAUGUUGGUGAAAAUCAGAUUGAAGUAUUAAGAGCUGAACAAUUGAAGUAUCUGAAUUCCUUGUGUGUGUUGGAACUAAGAGAUAAUAAGUUGAAAUCAUUGCCUGAUGAAAUCACUCUGUUACAGGGAUUAGAACGGCUAGACUUAUCCAACAAUGAUAUUAGCAAUCUUCCUUGUAAACUAGGAAACCUUUCUCAGUUGAAAUUUUUAGCUCUGGAAGGAAAUCCUUUAAGAGCAAUCCGAAAGGAUAUUCUACAAAAAGGAACACAAGAAAUCCUGAAAUACCUUAGAAGCAAAAUACAAGAUGAUGAAAUAAUUAACCCAAAUGGAGAAUUUCCCAUGACAGCAAUGACUUUGCCAAGUCAAUCCAAAAUUAAUAUGCAUGCUAUUACUGUGCUGAAGACAUUAGAUUAUAGUGAGAAACAGGCCGUUGUAAUACCGGAUGAAGUUCUGAAUGCGGUUGGAGACAAUCCAGUCAGUAAUGUAAACUUCAGCAAGAAUAAUCUGACUGAAAUUCCAGCAAGGAUUGUGGAACUAAAAGAAUCUGUGAGUGAUAUUAAUUUGAGUUUCAAUAAGCUGUCUUCUGUUUCACUGGAGCUAUGUAUGCUUCACAGACUGACACAUUUGGAACUCAGAAAUAACAUUUUGACAUCUCUGCCAGAUGAAAUGGAAGCAUUGACAAAACUACGGAUAAUAAAUAUUGCCUUUAACAGAUUUAAAAUAUUUCCACAUGUCCUCUAUCGCAUCGUGACUCUUGAAGCCAUCCUUCUUGGAAAUAAUCAGAUUGGAUCCCUAGAUCCUCAACAGUUAAAGAAGAUGGAAAAGCUCAGUACUCUAGAUCUUCAAAACAAUGAUCUCCUACAGAUUCCACCAGAACUUGGGAAUUGUGACAAUCUCAGAGUACUUUUACUGGAAGGUAACCCUUUCCGAACUCCCCGUGCAGCUAUUCUAGCUAAGGGAACAGCUGCUGUGCUUGAGUAUCUGAGAAGCAGGAUUCCUACUGUUGCUGCUGAUAUGAACUAAAAAGUGUGCAACAUCUUACUUUCUGAAGAACGAAGAUCAUGGCGUUUGUUGUUGGGAAACUUACCUUGAAAAUGCAUAUGCUAGGAUGUUGCUUCUAGGGUUCUCAAAGGAUUUUAGCCUACCAGCAGGCAACUCAGGCUGUUCUUGGGGCUAUACUUGUAUGGCAUAUAUUUGGGUGAGUGAUCUAUGACUCUACCCAGCAAAAGCAAAUAGUUGCUUAUGGUCUUCUCUUCUUUCAACAUAUAUAUCUGGUAUGGCCAUGUUUUAAUUUUAUAUUUGAUACUUCUCAGUUGUUUAGAAUUCUAUUUAUAUGUUUUAAGCGCCCCCAAAAUGUGUUUGCCAUUCAUGUAUACAAUGUUAAGGCUUUGGUCUGAAGGCUUUUAUAGAAGAAGUAUAAACUAAAUAUUUGGUUGCCAUUGGUGUUUUGGUACAUGAAUGUAAUAUGUAUUUUAAAAUCAGAUUAAAUUUCAAAAAUAGCAUUUAUACACAUUUACAAAUGCAAAAAAACAUACAAAACA